Lactuca sativa (garden lettuce) is the source of this 1096-nucleotide messenger RNA. It is a transcript of the gene SFGH, whose product is annotated as S-formylglutathione hydrolase. The record is from RefSeq and is a predicted model, not a curated record. Gene Ontology annotation, biological process: formaldehyde catabolic process. Gene Ontology annotation, molecular function: S-formylglutathione hydrolase activity. Gene Ontology annotation, cellular component: cytosol. Lineage: Eukaryota; Viridiplantae; Streptophyta; Magnoliopsida; Asterales; Asteraceae.
UAAAACCCCUUUUUCUCACUAACAUUUAACAGCAGCACUCAUCUCAUCAUCUCACCAACAAAUCCAAAACGCACAACCAAAGCAACAACGAUGGCGAGCAGCAAACCAACGGAAAUCGGCAGCUCCAAAAUGUUUGAAGGUUUCAAUAAACGAUACAAGCAUCAAUCCCCGACCCUCGGUUGCUCCAUGAACUUCCACAUCUAUUUCCCUCCCUCAACUUCUCCUGAUCAAAGAUUCCCUGUACUAUACUGGCUCUCUGGUCUUACUUGCAAUGAUGAAAACUUCAUUAUCAAGUCAGGUGCUCAGCGAGUUGCAUCAACUGAAGGCAUUGCUUUGAUUGUUCCAGAUACAUCUCCAAGAGGCCUAAAUGUGGAGGGGGAAGCAGACAGCUAUGAUUUUGGUGUUGGUGCUGGAUUUUAUCUUAAUGCUACUGUAGAGAAAUGGAAGAACUGGCAAAUGUAUGACUACAUAGUCAAGGAACUUCCACAACUUCUAAGUGAUAACUUCCCUCAGCUUGAUACAUCAAGGGCAUCCAUAAGUGGUCAUUCUAUGGGUGGACAUGGAGCACUUACAAUCUAUUUGAAAAACCUAGACAAAUACAAGUCAGUGUCAGCAUUUGCACCUAUUGUGAAUCCCAUUAAUUGUCCAUGGGGUCAAAAGGCAUUCACAAACUAUCUGGGUGAUGAUAAGACUGCUUGGGAGGAAUACGAUGCCACUUGCCUGAUUAAAAAGUUCAAUGAUGUUGCAGCUACCAUCAUGAUUGACCAGGGAGAUGAUGACAAGUUUUUGCAUGAGAAUCAGUUGUUGCCAAACAAGUUUGAUGAGGCAUGUAGGAAUGUGAAAGCUCCUCUUUUGUUGCGUAUGCAGCCUGGUUAUGAUCACUCCUAUUAUUUCAUAGCCUCUUUCAUUGAUGAUCACAUUCGUCAUCAUGCUCAAGCUCUUAAUCCGUCAAGGGUGGGGAACAGCAGAAUUUGAUUGAUUGGCACUACUUAUCAUCAUGGAUGCUGCUUGGAUUGCCUUUUAAUUAAAGUGUAUAACUUUUUAAACAAUGUGACUGAGAUAAGCUUCUGUUGAAUAUCAAGUUUGUCUAAAUCUA